This is a messenger RNA of Rhineura floridana, 2882 nucleotides long. RefSeq names its product AT-rich interaction domain 5A (gene ARID5A). Gene Ontology annotation, cellular component: nucleus. Lineage: Eukaryota; Metazoa; Chordata; Lepidosauria; Squamata; Rhineuridae. Gene Ontology annotation, molecular function: transcription cis-regulatory region binding. The transcript has 8 exons. The record is from RefSeq and is a predicted model, not a curated record. Gene Ontology annotation, biological process: regulation of transcription by RNA polymerase II. Bases 418 to 2574 code for a protein of 718 amino acids.
UCUUCCUAAUCGUCGGAGAGGAGUGCUCGGCACCGCCCUAUUAGCGCGUGAAACGAGUUUAGCGGAGCGAGCAAGCCGCUGGUUCAGUUGUGCGAACUUAGUAUCACAUGGGAGUUGCUGGUGCUGAGCCUGGCAGGAUCUGCGCUCCGGGCGAUGGCCUCCCACAGUGAAGACACGUUUCCAGAUGGAAGAUGGGCACGAUGAGGAUUGUCUGACGUCCGAGACAGACCCUGGAGCUCCUUGAAAGUUUGGACUAAAACUCGGAGUGGAUUCACUGCCCCACUGACGUCGGAGGCAUCAGUCUCCACAACUUACACCUACAUUGCUUCCGGGUUCAGUGAAGACAUCUCUAUUUCUCUGGCCCACACCUUUUAAGCACCCAGCCUUAAAGGCAGGCGGAAAAAGAAGACCGUUCCCAUGGCUGAGAACGAAUCCCAGAAGGCUCCAGGGCUGUCCCUGCCGGAAGAGACGGUGGUGGGGAGUCCUGGUGCUGAAGAGCAUGGAAGUGCUCCAGAGAAGCUGGAGCAAGUGGAGUCUCCUGGAACCAAGCUGGAUGGUGCUUCCGAAACGGAGCAGAAGAGCGCAGCGGAGGAUUCUGGGGACGAGCAGAUGCCAAGCAUCGAGAAAGAGGAGGAGCAGGCUUUCCUGGUCAACCUCUACAAGUUCAUGAAGGACCGUCACACGCCGAUUGAGAGGGUGCCUCACCUCGGCUUCAAGCAAAUUAACCUGUUUAAGAUCUACAAAGUCGUGGAAAAGCUGGGAGCCUAUGAACUGGUGACUGGAAGGCGUCUUUGGAAGAAUGUGUACGACAUGUUGGGGGGCAGCCCAGGGAGCACAAGUGCUGCCACCUGCACCCGGAGGCACUACGAGAGGCUGGUCCUCCCGUACGUCCGGCACCUGAAAGGCGAAGAUGACAAACCCCUGCCCCCCACGAAGCCCCAGAAGCAAUACAAGGUGUCCAAAGAGCCAAAGGGGGCCAAAGGGAGUAGUGCUGUGGAGAAAAAGAGGGCCAAGAAGGAGAAGCUGAGGGAUCUGGUUCUGCCAGAGAAGGUGGCCCCCGAUGCUGCCUCUCCCCCUAAGCCCGCUGGUGACCCCGAGCAGGUGCACCUGCAAGAGAAUCUGGAGGGGUGCCUUUCCCUUCCAAACAGCCACGCGGCGCCCGAGCGCCAGACCCCUGAGGCCUGCCACGGCAACUGCCGGGCCCACGGCUGCUCUGAGUCCUACAAGCGGCUCUUCUCCAGCUUCUACUUCAAAGGCAACCACGGCAUCAUGUCUCCCUUAGCCAAGAAGAAGCUGCUUGCACAGGUGAGCAAGGACGAGUCCCUCUCCUGCCCUGAGAAGCACCUUAGCCACUGUCCAGAAUAUAAGAAGGCCCGAAUCCAAGAGAUCUCUGGCUCGGACCCAGAGUCUGGUCCGAAGAGCCCGCUGGCCACCAGUCACCCCCAGAAAGAGGCGCAGAACCCUGUGCUGGAGAGAAGCAGCUCUGGCGGCCCAGCCAAUUCCUCCCAGCCCUCGAAAGCAAGUGAAGGAAUGUUGAAGGUCUCCUCGAGCCUCAAGGAUGGCCACCUGCCUCAGAAGGCAAGUGAUGGAAGCUCUGGGGGUCGUCCGUCGCCUGGCCUCCCUCUCAUCGGCGGCUACUUCCAUGCUCCCCGAGGCGAGGUUGUGAAGCCCAUAACUUGCCAUCCUCUUCGAGGGCCGGUGGAGUAUUAUCCUGGCUUCAAUCACUUCCCAGAGGCAGCGGUGGCUUCUCCCUACCAGCAGCCUGGAAAGGAAGCGCCGCUGAGCAGUGGGCCUCAGAACAGGCAGCAAGAGAGCACAGAGGAGCAGCCGGAAGAUCUGCGCCGGAAGCCGAGUCAGCCUCUGCCCUCCUGGAGAGGGGACAAUCCACAGGAGCCCUCCCCCUUCCAGAUGACCAGCCCCGGCGGGAAGAGGGGAUCCCCUUUCCCACACUCCAAGGCCUCUUGGGUUCCCCCGGUGGCCAACCUGGCCAAGGUCAGCCCGCAGGUCCCCGUGAGCUGCGGCCAGCCCAUUUCUCAAGUGCAGGCGAGUAGUGCGGCUCUGAAGAAGCGGGCCUCGGGCGAGGACUUCUUCCUGCACGGGAAGAGGCUAAAAGCCGUCUCCCCUUUUGUCAAGGAAGCGGAAUCCAGCAACGGGCUGGAGCGGGGCAUUUCCCCCAGUGGCCAGCAGGGGGUAGCGAAGCCCAAGGCAGCUGUGCCGAGUUCGGGUUACCCGGUUGCUCCUGUUCCUCAGGUCCAGGAUGUGUACAAAGGCACAAUGUUGAGGAUUCCCAUGAACUUUAGCAACCCGGGGGAGCAUUUAAAGGGGCAGUCAGCCUCGCUGGUCCCCUCCCUCUCCAUCAGCCCCUUUAUUAUACCUGCCUUUCCAACCCCAUUAUUAACUGCUUCCGUUCAGCCCUCCGACCUCUGCCAGCCGCUUGGGACAAGCCUGAUCCACUACCCCACCUCCUACGACAGCACUCUCCGCCACAGGCUCUAUCCGGUGUCGACGUGGCACAGCCAGCCCGCCUACGCCUCCCCCCACGUGACCGCCUUCCGCCGGAACACCAAGCUGUAGCCAGCAGACCCAGGCCACCAGAGACUCCUCAGAGCAACCAAUAGGGAACUGCAGCAGUGCUGCAUUUCAGGUCUUUGGACCCCUGCUCCUUUUUAAAGGCUCUCAUUCAGAAAGGCAGCAGGAAUGUUCCUUUUUUAAAAAUGGACCUUUUUAAAAAUAUAUAUAUAUGCAAAAACAGAAGCAAAAAUACCCCUCCCCCCACUCUUGAACUCUGAACUGUAUUUGUAUCUGGUAUGAUAUGCAAAUGAUGUGUACUAAACAAACAAACAAACCACCAAUAGGGAACAAAGCUCAUAUAAAGAGAGAUU